CCUCCCAGCUCAUAAAAGGUUGAGGGCAGGGCAGGCAGCAGACGCAUCGAAGGUGCAGUGAUGAGGGCGGACACAAAGCGAACCUGCAUCUCCCUGCUCAGUCUGAUGAUGACAGUAGCUUGUGGGGUCGCCCUUGAUACCUACCCAGAAGUGCAGGUCGUGGGCCUGGGAGGGGACGAGAAGUUGGCCAUACUCCGGGGAUGCCCCGGUGCUCCUGGUGCAACAGGGCCCCAAGGGGAUCCAGGUGUCCCUGGUGCAAAAGGUGAAAGGGGCCUGCAGGGACUCCCUGGGAAAAUUGGACCCCCGGGAUUGAAAGGAGACAAGGGUGACCCAGGUGCUCGUGGGGAGAAAGGUGAUAAAGGUGACGCAGGAGCCCCAGGGAAGAUUGGACCCAACGAGCUGAAUGACAUCCACUGCAAGCAGGGUGCCAGAAAUUGCAAAGAGCUGUUGGCCAAGGGAGUGCUCCUGAGCGGCUGGUACACCAUCUACCCCCGGGACUGCGUGCCCCUGACGGUGCUGUGUGACAUGGAUACUGAUGGAGGGGGAUGGAUUGUCUUCCAAAGGCGAGUGGACGGCUCUGUGGAUUUUUACCGGGACUGGGACUCUUACAAGAGAGGGUUUGGAAGCCAGCUCACGGAAUUCUGGCUGGGAAAUGACAACAUCAACCUGCUGACCUCCUUGGGAGCGAAUGAACUGCGCAUCGACCUCACCGAUUUCGACAACAUCCAUGUAUUUGCCAAAUAUGCGUCCUUCACAGUUUCGGGGGAAACGGAUCAGUACCGGCUGGCACUUGGGAGUUUCAGUGAAGGCACUGCAGGUGAUUCACUCACUGGCCACAACAAUAUGCCUUUCUCCACCAAGGACAAACAGCAGGACCCCAACAACAGUAAAUGUGCAGAGACAUAUAAAGGAGCGUGGUGGUACAACGUUUGCCAUACCUCCAACCUCAAUGGGAGGUACUGGCUGGGGGCCCACAGCUCCUUUGCCGACGGAGUGAACUGGCAAUCUGGCAAAGGGUACAACUAUUCCUACAAGCAUUCAGAAAUGAAAUUCAGGCCAGUGGCCUAGUGGAGAAGAGCAAGAGAGGCCUACAGAUGUGGCCUUCAGCUGGAUGCUCCUGGACGUGUGGGCUCCUCUUCCAUUGCACUCUGAUAUGGUCUUCAUUCUAGAUUGGCCUGCAAGAUCUGCUUUUCCUCUCCCUGUAAUAGACGUUGUUAAGUGACAGCCGCCUCCACUUGGAUGAAGCCAUGCUUUGGAAUGAAAGAGAUUAUGAACAGCUUCUGUGGAAGGCGUUUUCCAAAAUUGAGCCAUCCUUCUGCAUCACCAGUCAUCACUUGAUGUCUUGGCUUACAUCCAUGUAACGUAUGCCAAACAGUAGGCAGACCUUCCCCCCCCAAGCUAUAUCAGUGAAACCUUAUGAAGUUGUACAACAGUGUACCAAGAGAAUUGUGAAAUAAAGGUUUCCCCCCUAAUUUCUUCACCAGUGGCUGUUUUGCAGCACACUGUAUGAAUUGA
This is a messenger RNA of Rhineura floridana, 1515 nucleotides long. RefSeq names its product ficolin-2-like. The transcript is spliced from 10 exons. Bases 61 to 1068 code for a protein of 335 amino acids. NCBI's taxonomy places the organism in Eukaryota, Metazoa, Chordata, Lepidosauria, Squamata, Rhineuridae. The record is from RefSeq and is a predicted model, not a curated record.